This is a messenger RNA of Salvia hispanica, 3020 nucleotides long. RefSeq names its product glutamate receptor 3.4-like. Lineage: Eukaryota; Viridiplantae; Streptophyta; Magnoliopsida; Lamiales; Lamiaceae. Gene Ontology annotation, cellular component: membrane. Gene Ontology annotation, molecular function: ligand-gated monoatomic ion channel activity. The record is from RefSeq and is a predicted model, not a curated record.
AUUUCUUGAAAAAUGAAGGCUUGUUCAUACAUGAAAAGGGCUUUGGUUUUCUUGAUUUCUUGUUUGUGUGUAACCAUGGAAGCAAUGGGCAAUGCAAGAAAUUCUAGUGCUUCUACUUCUUCUUCUUCUUCUGUUAGCCCAAAAGUGCUAAACAUUGGAGCAUUGUUCACAUUCAAUUCCACCAUUGGAAGGUCUGCAGGGCCAGCUCUUACUGCUGCAAUUCGAGACGUAAACUCGGAUUCGAGCAUUCUCAAUGGCACUAAGCUCAAUCUCAUCUUGCAGGAUACUAACUGCAGUGGCUUUCUUGGAACAUUUGAAGCUAUGCAGCUUAUGGGGAAAGACAUUGUUGCUGCACUCGGGCCACAAUCCUCGGGCAUAGCUCACUCGAUCUCCUUUAUCAUGAACGAGCUCCACGUGCCUCUCCUGUCGUUCGCUGCAACGGAUCCCACUCUUUCGGCUCAGCAUCAGUACCCUUACUUCCUCAGAACAACCAUAAGUGAUCAUUUCCAAAUGUAUGCAGUCGCUGAUCUCGUCUCGUAUUUUGGAUGGAGCGAAGUGGUGGCCGUCUUCGUGGACGAUGACUAUGGCAGAAACGGGAUCUCUGUUCUGGGCGAUGCUCUUGCCACGAAACGCGCCAAGAUCUCUUACAAGGCGGCCUUAACCCCCGGUGCUUCAAGAACCGAGAUUGACAGCAUGUUGGUGGGGGUGAACUUGUUAGAAACCCGAGUUUUCGUAGUACAUGUGAAUCCGGAUUCGGGCCUGAACAUCUUCUCAGUAGCUAGCAAGCUUGGGAUGAUGAACAAUGGCUAUGUUUGGAUAGCUACAGAUUGGCUCACUUCUCUUCUAGAUUCCUCUGAAGUCGAGCCAGAGACGCUCGAGCUCUUACAAGGAGUCGUUGCACUUCGCCAUCACACUCCGGAUUCUGAUGCCAAAACAAGGUUUGCAUCUACUUGGAGAGGCCUCAGGAGCAAGGAGACGACGCGCUUCAACACCUACGCGCUCUAUGCUUACGACUCAGUGUGGCUGGUAGCGCGAGCCCUCAAUGAGUUCUUCUCCAGUGGCGGAGCCAUCACCUUCUCCGAUGAUCCAAGGCUGCAAGAGGCAGACGGUGGCAGCAAAAACGCCCGCAUCACGUCUCUACGAGUCUUCAACGAGGGCUCGAGACUGCUGCAGGUGCUGCUCAGGAUGAACUUCAGUGGUGCAGCUGGCCUAGUUCAGUUUGAUUCGGCCAAGAAUCUAGUCAAUCCCUCGUUCGAUGUUAUAAACUUCGGAGGGGCUGGCUCGCGCAGUCUCGGCUACUGGUCGAAUCACUCGGGCCUAUCGACCGUUCCUCCCGAAUCACAGCACACAAAGCCAUCAAACACUAGCUCGAAAGCUAGUCAGCAUCUCUACGGUGUGAUAUGGCCCGGGGAGACCACAAAGAGGCCCCGUGGAUGGGUGUUUCCCGACAACGGGAAGCCUCUGCGGAUCGCAGUGCCGUAUAGAGUGAGUUUCCCUAGUUUUGUGACUAAAGAUGAAGGGCCUUUAGGGGCUAAGGGAUUCUGCAUUGAUGUGUUUGAAGCUGCACUUGCUUUGUUACCUUAUCCUGUCCCUCACCAAUACAUCUUGUUUGGAGAUGGUAAAAGGAAUCCUUCCUUUGACAAUAUUGUCAAUGAUGUUGUCCAAGACAAAUAUGAUGCUGCUGUAGGGGAUGUGACCAUCACAACAAACAGAACUAGGAUUGUGGACUUCACACAGCCAUACAUGGACUCGGGCCUCGUCGUGGUCGCUCCGAUGCAGAAGGUCAAAUCGAGCCCGUGGGCGUUUCUGAAGCCGUUCACUUGGCAAAUGUGGGCUGUGACCGGGGUCUUGUUCCUCUUCGUGGGCACCGUCGUGUGGAUCCUCGAGCACCGGAUGAACGCCGAGUUCCGGGGACCUCCGAGCCAGCAACUCGUCACCGUGUUUUGGUUCAGCUUCUCAACUAUGUUUUUCUCACACAGAGAAAACACAGUUAGCACAUUGGGGAGAUUAGUGCUUAUUUUAUGGCUUUUCACAGUGCUGGUUAUCAACUCAAGCUACACAGCUAGUUUGACAUCAAUCCUCACAGUUCAACAACUCAGUUCAAGAAUUCAAGGGAUUGAUAGCUUGACCACAAGUUGGGAACCUAUCGGGAUCCAAGACGGAUCGUUCGUGUAUAGAUACCUCGUCGACGACCUACACGUAGCCGAGUCAAGGCUACGGGUGUUAAAGGGCGAAGACGAGUACAUCAGGGCUCUGGAACGGGGUCCGUCCGGCGGUGGGGUGGCCGCCAUCAUCGACGAGCUCCCGUACGUCGAGUUUUUCCUCUCCAACACGCGAUGCCAGUUCACCACCGUCGGACAGGAGUUCACUAAGAGCGGAUGGGGAUUCGCUUUCCAGAGGGAUUCGCCGUUGGCGGUUGACCUGUCGACGACUAUCCUCCAGCUGUCGGAAAACGGAGAACUUCAGCGGAUCCACGAUAAGUGGCUCCCGCGCGAACGGUGCUCAACCCUAGAAGAACCGACCGACGACGCCCGACUUUCGUUGAAGAGCUUCUGGGGCCUGUUUCUCAUCUGCGGCGUCACGUGUGUCGGUGCCCUGGCAUUCUUCUUUGGCCGGGUUUGUUUCCAGUACAACAGGUUGAGUGCGGACGGAGGGCCGGUCAUACCUGGGCCGACCGAUCCGGCCAACCAAUCGCGCAUUUGCGGGCUCUUCAAGGCUCUUAUGGAUAUCAUCGAUAGGAAAGAGACAGAAAUCAAAGAUAUGUUCAGACAAAUGAGGGAAGAUUCGAAUAGGGAAGCUGAAGCCGGCCGAGACUCGAACAGGCCGAGCAGCUAAAACGAGUUCGCUUCAUCGACUCUUCCCGAACUCACAGCCUAGUUUGGUAAUAAGACAUAUAUACAGUUUGAUUGAUUGAUGGGUAAAAUACAUGGGAGGGACAUUGCUGCAACAGGGGCAAUUUAUUCAUUUUUUUUACAUGACUUCUGAAUAUAUGAGAGAUAAAAAGGAGUAUAAUGUGUGGA